Molecule: messenger RNA, 1593 nt
Organism: Notodromas monacha
Lineage: Eukaryota; Metazoa; Arthropoda; Ostracoda; Podocopida; Cyprididae
Source: the annotation of a GenBank genome assembly
AUGGCUAUUAUUGGGAUGUUAUCUGUUAUUUGUUGUGAAAACUUGAAGGAAAUCAGCAAGGCUCACUUCAACAAUAUCCUGAUCUCGAUGAAGACCGACCGGAACACGCUGUCGGGCCGACUGGAGCUGCAGAAGCGACACCGGGACAACGCCGAGGCGAACAUGGAGUCUGAGCUGAACGGACUGAAGGCCGGGGUGGAGAAGUUGCUGACCUGCAACGCGGAUCCCAAGGUCGUGGACCUGGCUUGCAGCAUGCAGACGCAGCUCGAGGUCCUGGACCAGUCUGCGUCGCGAAUCUCCAGUGCUGCAGAGGUUUACGGACAGGUGCAACAGGAAGACAAGGUCUCGAGAAUGAUGGACAUUUUCGUCGUCGACAAAUUCGACCGGGUUGCUUACCGACGUGGAACAGCAAGGCUUUUAUCGAGCGUGAAACGAAUACACCCGGCUGACCUCGACGUCUUCGCUGUGGCCCUGUUGCGGCUCCGCUUGUACCUCAGACUCGACUUGCCUGAGAAGGCCGGGGUGGAGAAGUUGCUGACCUGCAACGCGGAUCCCAAGGUCGUGGACCUGGGAACGUCGUACGUCUGCGUCGAGCUCCAGGACCUGGUUUACGGACAGGUGCAACAGGAAGACAAGGUCUCGAGAAUGAUGGACAUUGUGAUGAUCUACGUGGAAAACCAAAAACGAAAUAACGAAAAGGAACAUGCCGAGUUGGAAGAACUGAGGAAACUGAUGACCACAAACCCCGCUGGCGACGGUGAAGACUUUUUCCCGUCGACGGGCAUGUCGUCGAGCGCUUUGAACGGAGGGAACAGCGGCGAAGACGGAAGUAGGUCCGGGCGUCUGCGCACCGUUUCCGUUGCUGCAACGGCUGCUGUGCGAAUGGUAGGACGGAGAGUUAAUCGGAAGAACGUCUACGACGUGCCGGAAAUGAAAAAUCCUGCUGCGAAGCGGCGUUACACUUUUGCCAACGGAUCUGGGAGUAGGUCCUUGUCCUUUCCGAUUGAGUCAAUUGGCAGUAAAUGGCCGGUAAAUUCUGGGGACGAGGAUCAGGACCGUGGCCUCUCCAACUCACGGUGUCAUCCAACGUCCCAGAGUUUCCUUAGCCUUUUUUCUGAGCAUCAGGCUGUCGGUUGGGACUUGAAGCAGAGAGGAGGUCACAGCAAGCCGGGCGGAAGAAGCGUGUCUGUUUCGGAUCGGUGUGGGAGUCCGGUAUUCGGUGGUUCCUCUCAUGCCGCACAUGUUUCCGGCCUGAUAAUUGCCGAGUCCUCGACGCCUGCGAUGACGACGACGAUGACUGGCGGUGACGAAACUGCAGCCAGCUGCGGAGGAGGGUUGACGACGGCAUGUAGUCCAAUUGUGGAGGAAGACCAUGUCGCAAGGGAUCGGAGCGGAAGCGGCUUUCCCGAGACGGGAGGACCCUCGUCUAAUAUGCACAGCAAUGCGUCCAGCAGUGAUGGAUCGUCUCUGAGGCAUCGCAGUGACUCUCAGCAAUCGGUGCACGCCGGUCAUCGGGAUUCUGCCCAACCUCGGAUUGGGGGUGAAGCGUCAGAGACCGUGUCCACUCUGAUGACCACGGGGGUGAAGAAUUGA